AUGGCGAGUACCUCUUCUUCAAGUAAGCCGGCGAUUGGUAUCCUCUCCAUUGGAGACAUGGGCGUCGGCGUGGCUCGCCUGCUCCGCCAUCACGAAUAUCCAGUCCUCACACAUACACUCGAUCGGAUCAAAUCUGCACAGAUCACCGCCCUGGAGACGGACGAAGACCUCGUUGCAGAAUCAGAUAUAAUUCUCAGCAUCGUACCUCCUCGCGAUGCAUUUGCUACUGGCCAGAGAGCGUAUGAAGCUUGUCGCUCUCAGACUGCCGCCAAACGCCGCCAGGAGAGGCCUAACGCUUCCCGAAACUUGACCUACAUCGACAUGAAUGCUAUCAGUCCCCGUACCACAAAAACUAUCGGGGCACUAUUCGGCCAAAUCGCGCCAUCGUCCACGGGUAAUCACGCAAUUGACGGCUCGUCCAUUUCCAAUGGAGGGGCCUCCCAGCAGCACAUCGGAGUCGAUUUCCUAGAUGGAGGUAUCAUUGGUGGACCACCAGCCCUCCGUGAAGAUAAAACAUGGAAACGUCCCUCAAUCGUGAUCUCUGGUUCCAGGCACUCUGAGAUCCUGUCGUCAGAGCUGAUCGAUAUACUGAACAUAAAACUCAUUGCCGACAUGAUCGGUUCUGCAUCAGCACUGAAGUCAUGCUUCGCCUCGCUGAAUAAAGGCAUGGUCGCAUUGAGUAUUUUGGCGUUCACGACCGCGCACUCAGCUGGGGUCCUGCCUUCUUUGCAAGAGCACCUGAAGGAAUUCAACCCAGGGGCACUAGCGGCGGCGCAACGUGGCUUAACGACCAUGCCGCCAAAGGCUUACCGCUGGGUCGACGAGAUGCGGGAGAUCAAUCAAACAUUCGUUGACGAAGGUGGUUUCGAUCCCAGUGUACUGCUCACUGACACAGAACACGCCGAGAGACAUGCAAAUGGUGUGUUUGAAGGCGUUGCAGAUAUCUACAAGCUUAUUGCCGACGAUACUGUUCUAGGAGAGGAGAAGACGGAGUACCGCAAGCGCGGUAGGGAUGUUGAAGAUGUGGUUCAAUGUGUAAGUGAAGGCAUUGCCGCAAAGAAGAGGAAGAUUGCUGGAGAGGAGUGGCGUGGCAAUUGGGUUUAG
Molecule: messenger RNA, 1104 nt
Organism: Exophiala viscosa
Lineage: Eukaryota; Fungi; Ascomycota; Eurotiomycetes; Chaetothyriales; Herpotrichiellaceae
Exons: 2
Coding region: 1-1104 (367 amino acids)
Molecular function (GO): oxidoreductase activity
Source: RefSeq, a predicted model, not a curated record